Olea europaea var. sylvestris is the source of this 1285-nucleotide messenger RNA. RefSeq names its product cysteine-rich receptor-like protein kinase 3. The transcript has 4 exons. Gene Ontology annotation, biological process: protein phosphorylation. NCBI's taxonomy places the organism in Eukaryota, Viridiplantae, Streptophyta, Magnoliopsida, Lamiales, Oleaceae. The record is from RefSeq and is a predicted model, not a curated record. The annotation marks the transcript as partial. Gene Ontology annotation, molecular function: protein kinase activity; ATP binding.
UGGAGCAUACAAAGGUGUGAGAUCAAGUCCGAUUGUUACUCAUUUAUAAAAGUUAAUACACGUAGAACUUUUAAUAGGAAAGAUGAAUCUUGACUGUUUGUAAUGGGUGUGCUGAAAAUUGAAUUUAAAUAAAUACACGUCGCUCCAUAACAUCUUUAGCUUUUCGACGCUGUGAAUCACCAAGAGUUCUUUUUUCUUUUAUGUAAUUUGUAAUGUUAUAAAUCUUUCUAUUUUGAUCAAUAUUUGUGGUUUUUGUUGACUCGUUGCAUUUGUUGUUAGUUGCUUGAUAUUUUUUUCCAAAAUUGAUGAUCAUCCACUAUUUUUUUCUUUAUUAAUCUGGCAAUCAUAGUUUCUUGAUUCCUUAAUACAGAGUAGGACAGAAAUCUGUAUCAUAUAAAAUUCGAACUCAAAAUGGAGUUGAUUCUAGCAUAUUUGCAGAGUAUGAGCAUAUAGGUAAUUAUAUGCUAAUCAGUGAUCAGUAGUUCAAGGUGUAGAACGAGUAUGAAUAGAAACUUGAUUGCUUACAGAAAACAUGGGGAGUCUAUAGGGUUUUGUUAGGCAUAUUGAUUAGGACGUGUGCCUGUAUGAGCCUGUUUCGCAGUCAUGUUAAUUUAGAGGCAUAUAUAGGGUACUAAGCGUUAGAAUGAACUGGACAAUAAGAUAGACGAGAUUUUAGCUGCUUCAACAAAACAUUUCAUAAUUGUUCUUCAAGGACUAGCUUCUGUUUCUUGACUUUGUCUAAUCUUUGGCAUAAUUUGAUUGGAAUUUUCAUAAAUUACUCAAUCGUAGAGUUAUGAAUUCAUUAGGGAGUUCUCACCGACGAACAACUAUUCUGGCCUCAAUUUGUGGUGCUGUAGCAUUUCUGCUGUUCGUAGCAACUGUUUCAUUCUUCAUCAGGAAGAAGAUGUUGAAACAAAGAAGAGAGAAGAAGCAAUUGGGCCCACUAUUGGAAACAGUUAAUAAGUCCAAACUCAACUUUUCAUACGAAACUCUUGAGAGGGCAACAAAUUACUUUCACGAAUCUAAUAAACUGGGGCAAGGAGGAUCCGGUUCUGUAUACAAAGGGAUAUUACCAGGAGGGCAGACUGUUGCAAUUAAGAGGCUUUUCUUCACUACGACACAAUGGGUUGAUCAUUUCUUCAACGAGGUUAAUUUAAUUAGUGGCAUCGAACACAAGAAUUUAGUGAAGCUACUGGGAUGCAGCAUUACAGGGCCUGAAAGCCUUCUUGUGUAUGAAUACGUGCCAAAUCAAAGCCUUCAUGAUUACCUUUUUGAUAGAAAAGAC